CGCUGCCGGAGCGGAAGGCUCGGCCAUUUCCUGCCCUGCCCGGCGCCAUCUUGUGUGGAGCCAGCGACGUGCGGAGGCACAGAGAGAGCGGCGUCGUCUCUACCUGUCUCCACAGGCUCCUCAUUCCCGCAGCGCGCUCCGUCACGCCGCGCUCCGCCACUCCGCACAGUCCUUUUUCCCAGCGAUGUCAACCAUGAACCCCGAAUAUGACUACCUGUUCAAACUCCUCCUCAUCGGCGACUCCGGCGUUGGCAAGUCGUGUCUGCUCCUGCGGUUCGCGGAUGAUACCUACACAGAAAGUUACAUCAGCACAAUCGGUGUGGACUUCAAGAUCAGAACAAUAGAGCUGGAUGGAAAGACCAUAAAGCUCCAGAUAUGGGACACGGCAGGACAAGAACGUUUCCGCACAAUCACCUCCAGUUAUUAUCGGGGCGCCCACGGCAUCAUUGUGGUGUACGACGUCACGGAUCAGGAGUCCUUCAACAAUGUGAAGCAGUGGCUGCAGGAGAUUGAUCGCUACGCCAGCGAGAACGUCAACAAGUUGCUUGUUGGCAACAAAUGCGACCUCACCACUAAGAAAGUGGUGGACUAUACGACUGCCAAGGAGUUUGCGGAUUCGCUGGAGAUUCCUUUCCUGGAGACGAGUGCCAAGAAUGCCACCAACGUGGAGCAGGCGUUCAUGACCAUGGCAGCAGAGAUCAAGAAGCGCAUGGGGCCAGGGGCCACACAGGCCGGCGCUGGAAAGUCCAACGUCAAAAUCGAUAGCACUCCCGUCAAGACAGGAGGUGGGGGCUGCUGCUAGAGGUGGUGUGAGACUCCCCCCCCCCCUCAACCCCUCCUUCUCUCUCCACCCCCGGCCCUGACCCAACAAGAUGACCACAUGGCCCGGCACGUGCCUCCCCAUGGAGAGUGGCAAGUGGUGGACGGGCUCUUGGGGAGGGCGUUGGACGGGUCGCUCCGCGGACACUCACGUCUCCACCUCGUCCCGGAUGGUUUGUAGUGUCGAUUAUGGCUUGAUUUGGAUUAACUUCAUUUUCUGGCUUUCUCUUCUCUUAAAAGCCAGCUUUUAUGAGGUUGCACUUGCUCUCUGUCCUCCCACCCCAGCCUCUAAACUGCGAUCGUGGCCACACACUAGUUUCAAAUUGGCUGCCCUUUGGUGCCAGAUGUUACUGUCAUGCAGAUUUGUCUCCUCGCACUGCCUGAAAAUGAAGUUAACCUGAAGGCUGUUGAUUGAAUUUUUUUGUCUUGUGUAUUUAAUGAAUAAAUUAGACCAAAACAUGUUAGAUCUGGUUGUGAUUUUUCAGUACGGUCGCUGAUUUUAUUCAAGGUAACAAUGUCCCUAGGAAUGUUUUGCUUUGCGGGAAAGAAUAAAAAAGUUAAUAAAUCUAAAGGCUCUAAUUUGUUAGCGGUUGUAAACCAGUAAUUGAAUACUAGUGUAUUGCACACGAUGUAUUCUGUAUUUGAUUAGUUUAGAGCGCUGUAAAGAACAUUUCCCCUUGUAUAACAUAGAUUACCCCCCAGAAGAAGUUAAACCAUGGAUGGCUUGUCUGCUGUUGGAGACACUCACCUGUCUUGUCUGUAACCCUGCUGGCUUGCCUCGUUUUGUCUGGGCUCGCCAAUGACUGGAAGUGGUGUUUUCGUUUGUUUAUCAAGUGUAAAUAAAACUGCCUGCUGCGGCCAAGCCACGCUUAUGAGUGCCCCCACAACGCAGUGUGUGCCCCCUCCUCCCCAACCUUCCCGAGCCCAAACACGUGUCUCAUGGGAGAAUCGAGUCUACACCGCUGCAGUCACACAUCUAGACAGGCUACGCAACCCAACUGCUGUGCAGCUGUUUGGAGGUGGUGGGUGGUGGUGAUGAACUGGGAAUGAACGUGUGUGACGGACAAACUAUGCCAGCCGUGCACCCAUUCUCACUGCACCAUUCUGGCCUUUAAAUGCAUAUUGCGCAAGGUUUCAUGCUGUUGUUGCUCUUUCUCGCUCAUUCUUGUGCAAAUCAUUUCAGAAACAAAUAAAGUGUAUACUGUUCAGUUACUCCUGUUAACUUUGCUCUGUUUGUGUUGCUGAUUUGUACACAGUGGCGGUGUGGGAGUAUUGCAUUCCUGGUUUUAAAAUGUUUUGAAAUUUAGAUAUGGAGUGCUAACUGUGGAUGAUAUCAGUACAAGGCCCAAAUUAAUACUUUGUCAAAUUUGUUCUGGUUGGAGUGGAGUAAAUGGCUGGUUGGUUGUUUCUUCGGGUCAACUUUGGGCUUUCGGUUCUCCCCCAUUGCAGACAACUCAUUGUCUGCACACUGAGCAAUGUCAAUGUCCUAUUUCUCCCAAGCCCCUUAUAUGACCUGUGUCGGUUUUUAAUUAAAGAUGUUAAUGUGUUGGGAAACACGACUGCGAUGGAGGCCUGGUUUUUAUGUUGGCUAUGAGGGUUUGAGUGCAUUGCCUUGAAUGAAACAGUCGUCGGUGUUGUGCCUUUUUUUUUGAUUAAAUUCUGCGCUCAUGUUGUAUGGAGAAUCCGUGUGUGUCGAGGCCCUGCUUGAAAUGCAGCGGGCGUAGUCGACGCGGGGCACGCGGCUGAUGCCGCAUUGUGGGCGCGGCAUCGGACCUCCCCUCUCUCCCCACUCUUCCCCACUCUCCCAUCGUGAGGGAUCGCAGCAAAUGUUUACACAGGCGAGCAGCAGAAGCAAUAUAAAACCUGCUACUGCUGCAGGGAGUUCAUUGUAACUGAUGACAUGCAUACUUAAUCAUUUUUAGCUCAUCAAGCAGACAACUCCUGGGGGAAGGAAACAAUUAUAAGACGUCCGUCAAAAUGUAUACUAUCUGGUGGAAGAGUUAUGCAUGCAGUUUUUUGCUUGGCUGUUAUGCUGGUUACAGUAGCCCUUUAUACUGUUGCAGGGAAGACGUUUACUCUUUAUAUAGAAUAUUGGUUUAAACUGCCUGUCAUGCAUUUUUGUGAAUAGAUGUUAACGUCUUAAGUGAUUGCUGUGUUUAUUUUCAGUUAUGGGCCAUCAGUACUGGCUACCCACCCUUCCAAAUCAGUUUUGAGUCUUGUUUGAACUACCGCUAUUAAAUGAUUCAACAGUA
This is a messenger RNA of Petromyzon marinus (sea lamprey), 3071 nucleotides long. Its product is annotated as ras-related protein Rab-1A. NCBI's taxonomy places the organism in Eukaryota, Metazoa, Chordata, Hyperoartia, Petromyzontiformes, Petromyzontidae. The record is from RefSeq and is a predicted model, not a curated record. Gene Ontology annotation, molecular function: GTP binding; GTPase activity.